AUGGACUAAUGAUAACCGGACGGUCGGCGGCGGCGCCGCUUAACAGCAUGAUGAAAACCUUGCGCACGGUUGCACGGUGGCCGAACAAAGUGUGUUGUACUCGCGUCAUUCAUCCGCGACCGUGCACGUACCGCUCAGUUCACCAUCACGACGACGACCACGACGACAUGGCGUCCAAUGACCAGCAACACGAUAAACCACCGCCGCCCACGAGUAAGUCGCUGGACAAGCUGCCGGCCAAGGUGCAGCUGAAGACCCCAAAAGGGACGCGCGACUACGGGCCCGAGCACACGGCCGUGCGCAACGACGUGCUGGGCCGCAUCACGGAAGUGUUCAAGCGCCACGGGGCCGUGAACAUCGACACGCCGAUAUUCGAGCUGAAGGAGGUGCUGACCGGCAAAUACGGCGAGGACUCGAAGCUUAUUUACGACCUGGCCGACCAGGGCGGCGAGUCGCUGUCCCUGCGCUACGACCUGACCGUGCCGUUCGCCAGGUACCUGGCCAUGAACAAGAUCACCAACAUCAAGCGGUACCAGAUCGCCAAGGUGUACCGGCGCGACAACCCGUCCGUGACACGCGGCCGGUACCGCGAGUUCUACCAGUGCGACUACGACAUCGCGGGCCAGUACGACGAUAUGAUACCCGAGGCCGAGUGCGUAUUUGUCGCUACCGAGAUCCUCAGUGCCCUGGACGCGGGCAAGUUCAAGGUGAAGGUCAACCACAGGCUGCUGCUCGACGGCCUGUUCGAGUCGUGCGGUGUUCCCACCGACCAGUUCAGAACCAUUUGCUCCUCUGUUGACAAGCUGGACAAGUCUCCGUGGCUAGAGGUCAGGAAAGAGAUGGUCACCGAGAAAGGGUUGGCCGAAGAAGUGGCUGACAAGAUCGGCACGUACGUGCGGAUGAACGGGACCGACGAGUUGGUCACGGCUCUUUUCAAAGACGACCUGCUCACCAAGUCUAAAAUGGCUGUACAAGGGUUGGAGGCCAUGAAAUUGUUUUUCGAGUACAUCAAGUUCUUCAAUAUCGACCAUCUUGUGUCCUUUGACUUGAGUUUAGCCAGAGGACUGGAUUACUAUACAGGUAUCAUAUAUGAAGUUGUUUUAUUAGACAAAGGCGAAUCCGUCGGUAGCGUUGCCGGCGGUGGUCGCUACGAUAAUCUAGUCGGUAUGUUCCAUCCUAAAAACAAAACCAUCCCAUGUGUGGGUAUAUCGAUCGGUGUGGAAAGGCUGUUCACCGUCAUCGAAGCCAAACUAGCCAAACAGAAACAAAAAGUACGUAUGACAGAGGUGCAAGUGUAUGUAGCUGCUGCACAGAAAGACCUGGUCCAACACAGGUUGACAGUGUGCAGAGAUUUGUGGAAUGCAGGGAUUAAGGCUGAACAUUCGUACAAGAAGAAUCCUAAACUGUUGGCCCAACUUCAGCACUGCGAAGAAAAUGAAAUCCCGUGGGCUGUCAUCAUUGGUGAAGGGGAAGUAGCGAAAGGUGUUGUUAAACUAAGGGAUGUUGUUACUAGGCAGGAAGAAGAAGUUCAAAGGGAGGAUCUCGUCCAAGAAAUAUUUAAGAGGUUACAGAUUAAAAGCUAAAGUGUCUUGUAUAGUAGAUAUAUUGGUAUUAAAUUAUUUUUUCUAUUAAAGGGUGUUUUUUUUAAUAAAA
Molecule: messenger RNA, 1653 nt
Organism: Sipha flava (yellow sugarcane aphid)
Lineage: Eukaryota; Metazoa; Arthropoda; Insecta; Hemiptera; Aphididae
Gene: HisRS
Product: histidine--tRNA ligase, cytoplasmic
Exons: 1
Coding region: 9-1583 (524 amino acids)
Biological process (GO): histidyl-tRNA aminoacylation; mitochondrial translation
Cellular component (GO): mitochondrion; cytoplasm
Molecular function (GO): histidine-tRNA ligase activity; ATP binding
Source: RefSeq, a predicted model, not a curated record